UAGGCAGCACCCUACCAAAAAGCUAAUGAAGUCAGACUGAGUUUGUCUGCAUCAGAUCAGUAGGAAGAAGGAACUGCCUGUGAGUGCCAGCUGCCCGCUCUGCCAAGAACGUGCCAGCUGUCUUUCCCUAACCAAAGGCAGUCAGAGAACGAGAGACUUCCUCACCCUACACAAGUGGGGCAUUAUGGAUUCAAACGUGCAGCGCCUGGCGAAACACCGAGUCCAGGCCUGAGUGAGGGUACAGAGAGAGAACUGCAAGAACACACCGCAUCCAUCUUUCAGAUCAUUUUCCUGAGCCUCGGGAGAGCAGGAUGGGUACGACAGAAGCCACACUGCGAAUGGAAAACUUAGAGGUAAAGGAUGAAUGGCAGGAUGAAGACUUUCCACGUCCUUUGCCUGAAGAUGGUGACUUGGACGGUCUUACUGACAAUCGCACUUCUCCUUCUGGCUCUUUCCAUCGAGGUCACGAAGGAUCAGAAUCUCAGCAGAAGAGGAGGACUCUCAUUGCCCCGGACAUAAACCUCUCCCUGGACCGGAGUGAAGGGUCCCUCCUUUCUGAUGACAUCCUUGACACUCCGGAUGAUCUGGAUAUUAAUGUGGAAGACAUGGACACACCGGAUGAAACCGAUUCCCUGGAAUUUAUCACCAGUGGAAACGAGCUGGAAUGGGAAGAUGACACAUUGGUAGCCUGUGCCAAAGGUGCUCCAGCUGAUGGCUCAGGGCAUGUAGGUGAGGAGGGUGAUGGUACUGCCCGUCUAUGGAGGACCGUGAUUGUCGGAGACAAGGAGCACAGGAUAGACAUGCAAGCUAUCCGACCAUACCUGCGUGUGGUCACUCAUGGAGGUUAUUAUGGAGAAGGUCUGAAUGCCAUCAUCGUGUUUGCAGCUUGUUAUCUCCCAGAGACCAACUGCACUGACUACCAUUACAUCAUGGAAAAUCUCUUCCUAUAUAUAAUCAGCAGUCUGGAAGCACUAGUAGCUGAUGACUACAUGAUCAUUUACCUGAAUGGUGCAACUCCACGCAGGAGAAUGCCCAGCAUUAGCUGGCUCAGGAGAUGUUACCAGAUGAUUGAUAAAAGGUUACGAAAGAACCUGAAAUGUCUGAUCAUUGCACAUCCAUCCUGGUUUAUUCGGACUGUCCUGGCCAUUUCACGUCCUUUCAUCAGUGUGAAGUUUGUGGAUAAGAUUCAGUAUGUACAGACUCUGGAGGAGUUGGCUCAGAUUGUUCCUAUGGAGCAUGUGCAGAUCCCGGAGUGUGUGAUGCAGUAUGAUGAGGAGCGUCUCAAAGCCCAGACAGAAAGGCUUGAGCAUAACCAGCGACAAAAUGAAAAAUCUGUGUCAGAAAGGGCCACAUCAGUAGCUGCAGAGGAUCCUCAAUAAUGUUAGGUAAUUGAUUAAGCAAAGGAUCGUCUUUGAAAGACCUUAAACAAAAUACAAAAGCGUGAGCUUUCUUCUACUACUGCU
Trichomycterus rosablanca is the source of this 1463-nucleotide messenger RNA. RefSeq names its product ATCAY kinesin light chain interacting caytaxin b (gene atcayb). The record is from RefSeq and is a predicted model, not a curated record. NCBI's taxonomy places the organism in Eukaryota, Metazoa, Chordata, Actinopteri, Siluriformes, Trichomycteridae. Bases 312 to 1379 code for a protein of 355 amino acids. Gene Ontology annotation, cellular component: cytoplasm. Gene Ontology annotation, biological process: apoptotic process. The transcript is spliced from 13 exons.